CUUUGUGCGCGGAUGCUGCGGGAGCGCAGUGCUGAGGAUGCUCGCGCGCUGCCUCCGCUGUUAGAGCAGGAGUAUUUAUAGCGCUUACUUAUUUAUUAUUUAUUAUUUAUUUAUUUAUUUAUUAUUUUUAUUUAUUUAUUGCUGAAGUCGCAGGUCGGGUUUCUGAGCAGGAACAUGGCGGAAUCCGGUCACUUCGGGUUCAGAUGAUUUUUCUUUGUUUUAAAGAAAAAAGGAUUUUCGGUGCAGUGACAUUGCGGAUUCACUUCAGUCACAGGGUUGCCAGAUUGCGCAGAUUUCAGCUGUUAUUAGUGUGGAGUGUUAUUAUUGUUAUUAUUAAUAAUGCCAUGGCGUUAAUGGAGAAGUGUGUGUAGUGUAUAGUGUGUGUAUAGUGUGUAGUGUAUAGUGUGUGUGUGUGUGUAUUGUGAGCUCUGUGCUGAUGAAAGACUGCGUUAUAAACCUCAGCCCUUCGCUCCAGGUUGCCAGAUUGAGUCUUAAUUUUAAUCCUGAGCAGGUCCUUGUGUUAAAUUAAUUCUGUAGGAUUCUGUAGAAUUAGUGUUUAUUAUUUAAAAAAUCACACAGACCGGAAGUCCAGAAUCAGUCUGGUUUAUAAUCACCAGAGAUUUAUAGUAGAGUGUUUACAGGGAGGAUAAACAUCCUGUAAAUCUGGCAACCCUGAACCAGGAGGGAGAGGGAAGAUGGCGGAGAGCGCGAGACACGCAGACACCGGAGGUACAGGUGCAGCAGGUCCAGCUAAAGUGAUGACAUCAUCACCAGUUUCUGAAAAGAAACAUCAGAGAAAUGGCCACGCCUCCCCAGCUCACCAGUCAGCCAAUCAGAGCAGCCCAACCGCUGCUGAAACGUUGACUCCGCCCUCUGUGUCAGAGAAGAAGCCUCUGACCAAUGGGCACGCUUCACCUGUCCGCCAUCCAGCCAAUAGCAGCAACGGCCAGACAGGUAACCAGUGUGUGGAGUCUCUCCUCACAACAGACGACAGGAUGCGACUGGCCAGAGAGAGACGAGAGGAGAGAGAGAGGAGUCUGGCGAUGAGGGAGCAGGCUCUGAUGGAGAAGGAGCGCCGCGCUCGUCUGCAGUACGAGAGAACGAGGGAGGAGAGGUGGAGGCGGCUGGAGGAGCAGAGGCAGAAGGAGGAGCAGCGCAGAGCCGCCGUGGAGGAGAAGAGGAGGCAGCAGCUUGAGGAGGAAAAGGAGCGUCUGGAGGCUCUGAUGAGGAAAUCACUGGAGCGAAGUCUUCAACUGGAGAACAGAAACAAACGCGGGACCUGGGGGAUGAACGGACAGAGCGACUAUGCUCUCCCCCAUGACCUCAUCGCUCCCUCUCCUGCUACCAACGAAUUAGGCAACGUCCAUCAUGGUCACAUGACCUCUGUGGACAACCUGACACUCCAUCGUCUCUGUACACACACACACUCCUCACUCGCUCGCUGCAGCAGUGACGCCGAGCUGUGUGUGCCCUGCCCACGGUACACAGUUCCCUCCAGUCCUCACAGGUCGCUGUACUGCGCGUCACCGAGCCGUCGCCGUGCCAACACUGUUGCCAUGGAGAUGGGUGGGGCAAAUUCAGCCCCAAAUACCCCAAAGAAGGAGAGAUUGCGCACAGAGAGAAGGACGCCGACUGGAUCACCUGUAAGACGAGCCGAAUCUCCUGCUGAUGUCAUCCGGCGCACCGCCUCGCCAAAGUUGUCUCCAAAGAGUCGUAAUCAGUCUCCUGUCCCGCUCCAUCAUUACCCUCCGUCCCCUCUGAGACACAGACCCUCGACACCCGUCACCGAUGACAACAAGGUCACCGCUAACAGCCAAGCCCAAGAGGUCAAAGGUCAUGACCCUGCAGAUAAGAAGCUGCUGACGGAGGUCAGUGCAGAAUGUGUGAGUGGAGCCUGUAAAGCAGAGAACCUCAAACCUGCAGACAGAGGCACAGACAGGAGCACAGAACAUUCACCUUUGACCUCUGGAAAGGCCGUCGCCGGGACAACGGAUGGAGACGAGGGGGCUCGGGUUUUGGCAGAGCGACGGCGUCUCAGUCGCGUACAGAAGGAGCAGGAGGAAAAGGACAGGCUGAAAGCUGAGCAGCUCAAGAAGAAGCAGGAGGAAAAGGAGAUGAAGGAGGAGAAGAAGAGAAAAGCAGAUGAAGAGAAGGAGCUUCAGGAGAAACAGGAGGUGGAGAGACAGCUGAUGAAGCAGCAGGAGGAGCAGGAGCGACAGCAGAGGAAAAAGAGAAUCGAGGAGAUCAUGAAGAGGACGCGGAAGAGCGAUGGAGAAAUGAAGAGAGAGGACAGUCAGGAGGCUCAUUCCCCGCCGUCACACACACACUCACACACACUGUCUCCGCCGGGUGAAGUCCAGGUGAACUCACAGGUAAAAGGUGAGGUGAAAGCCCCGCCCACUGGUGCACAGGUGAGCUCCACCCCACAAAACCAGACGCUGUUACGUGGACAGGUGAAGCCACACACACCUGAAAGCAUCAUCAAGCAGCAUGAGAGUGCAGAGAAGAGCUCACACACACCUGCACAGGUGCUGCACAACACUCCAUCAUUAAACUCUCCUGAUCAUAGAGGAACAGCUGUAAAAGUGGACAUCACUCCAGUGACACCUCAGAGAAGCUCACCUGUGAGAGAGGAACAGAGCGCUCACGUGAGGAAGAUCAACAGUUCAUCAGACAAGGUGCAGGAGAUGCAGGUGAAGAUCUCUGCUGAAAACCAUGAGAAGAAACAUCUUCCAGUCAAGGAGAGAGAGCAUGGAACAGGCCAGGUGAUCAGCCCUGAACUCACACAGGUGAUCAAACAGGAGCCCAGUGGCCAGGUUAAAAGUUCCCCCUCUGAACAAGUGAAGAGUUCAACCUCUCAACAGGUGAACAGCCCAGUGAAGACUCCAAACUUAGAGCAGGUGAACAGCCCAGUGAAGAGUCCAAACAUUCAGCAGGUGAACAGCCAGGUGAAAUGUCCAACUGUUCAGCAGGUGAACAGCCCAGUGAAGACUCCAGCCUUAGAGCAGGUGAACAGCCCAGUGAAGAGUCCAAACAUUCAACAGGUGAACAGCCAGGUGAAAUGUCCAACUGUUCAGCAGGUGAACAGCCAGGUGAAAAGUCUGUCCGCUCAACAGGUGAACAGCCCAGUGAAGACUCCAACCUUAGAGCAGAUGAACAGCCAGGUGAAGACUCCCACUGCUCAGCAGGUGAACAGCCAGGUGAAAAGUCCAAUCUCUCAGCAGGUGAACAGCCAGGUGAAAAGUCCAACCACUCAGCAGGUGACCAGCCCGGUGAAGAGUCCAACCUCUCAGCAGGUGAACAGCCCAGUGAAGAGUCCAACCUCUCAGCAGGUGAACAGCCAGGUGAAGAGUCCAACAGCUCAGCAGGUGAACAGCCAGGUGAAAAGUCCAACCUCUCAGCAGGUGAACAGCCAGGUGAAAAGUCCAACCACUCAGCAGGUGACCAGCCCGGUGAAGAGUCCAACCUCUCAGCAGGUGAACAGCCCAGUGAAGAGUCCAACCUCUCAGCAGGUGAACAGCCAGGUGAAGAGUCCAACUGCUCAGCAGGUGACCAGCUCAGUGAAGAGUCCAACUGUUCAGCAGGCGAACAGCCAGGUGAAGAGUCCAACAGCUCAGCAGGUGAACAGCCCAGUGAAAAGUCCAACCCCUCAGCAGGUGAACAGCCAGGUGAAGAGUCCAACCCCUCAGCAGGUGAACAGCCAGGUGAAAAGUCCAACAGCUCAGCAGGUGAACAGCCAGGUGAAGAGUCAAACCUCUCAGCAGGUGAACAGCCCAGUGAAAAGUUCAACUGCUCAGCAGGUGAACAGCCAGGUGAAGAGUCCACCUGUUCAGCAGGUGAACAGCCCAGUGAAAAGUCCAACCUCUCAGCAGGUGAACAGCCCAGUGAAGAGUCCAACAGCUCAGCAGGUGAACAGCCAGGUGAAGAGUCCAACCUUAGAGCAGGUGAACAGCCCAGUGAAAAGUCCAACUGCUCAGCAGUUGAACAGCCAGGUGAAGAGUCCAACCUCUCAGCAGGUGAACAGCCAGGUGAAGACUCCAACUGCUCAGCAGGUGAACAGCCAGGUGAAGACUCCAACUGCUCAGCAGGUGAACAGCCAGGUGAAGACUCCAACUGCUCAGCAGGUGACCAGCUCAGUGAAGAGUCCAACUGUUCAGCAGGCGAACAGCCCAGUAAAGACUCCAGCCUUAGAGCAGGUGAACAGCCAGGUGAAGAGUCCAACCUUCCAAGAGGGGCCCAGCCAGGUGAAAAACCCCACCACCCAGCAGGUGAACAGUCAGAUGAAGAGUGGGCAAGUGAAUGGCCAGGUGAGCUCGCAGGUGAAAACUAUCAUGACAUCAUCACAGGUGACAUCAAAGAAGACAUUGAGUAGCUCCUCCCCACUCAGCCCACUACCUGCAUCACAGUUCCCAGCACCUGUCAGUGACUUGGAGUGUCUAGAGAAAAGGGGCGGAGCCAGAAAGGAGUCGGCUGAUGAGGUGCAGUCGAUGGAGGUCAGCCCCGUGUCUAAAGAGGAACUGAUCUCAAUCCCGAAGUUUUCUCCGAUCUCUGAAGUUCAGAACGUGGUGAGCAACACUCGAGCGCUGGAGGACCUGCUGGAUCUGACUGGUCAUGUGACGUAUCCCAUAAUGCCGCGCAGCACCGCGCUCGGAGACUGCAACAAAAACGUGAUUGAGCCGAAACAGACUUCUAACACACUGAACACGAGAAGCAGAAAGGAGUGAGAGGUUGAGUGAGUCACACAGAGGAAGAGGAAGAAGAAAAAGAGGAAAUGCUUCAUCACUGGAUGGAUAGACUGAGCAUUAUCUUCAAACAUUAGCCACAUUAGCAUUGUCCUGCUACAGCUAAUAAUAACACAGAGACUAUCGAGGCUGGACUGAAAUCCAUCAUUAAUCAAUCUGCUGUUUAUUUAUUUAUUUAUUUAUUUAUUUAUUUCUCUGUAAUGAGAACAGUGUGUGCUGUUUAUUAUCUCUGGGUAAAUAUGUGUAUUGGGCAUGUGCUGAUAAUCAGACACACAAAAUAUCUAAUCACGAUUAAUCAUUGAUUAAAACUACACUCGUUUGUUUCACUUGGAAAUGAUCGUAAUUUUCUUCUAAACGUCAUUAUUUUGGACAGAAUGCAAGGGUGAGAAACGUGUUUACACAACUGAGACGUCAUCGUUGUGUUUGCAGAUAAACCGAAGUCAUUUCCAUAACAAGCUAACGCAACGCAAACAGAACAGGCGGGCUAGCGUUGCUUAGUUAAUUAGUUAAUUAGUUAGUUAGUUAGUUAGCUAUGUUAGCCAGCAUGUUCUUCUCUAAAAGAGCUAAUGGUUUAAAAUCUCUAGUGCGCUAUCGUGAUGUCAUACUGCGAUUAAAAAAACUCUGAUCGCGGUAUAGAAGCACACCGCAUGUGUAAAUACCUGUACAUUUAUACAAUAUGUAUAAAUAUGUUUGUAAAAAUGACGGCCAGCCAAAGUACAUGAAAGAGAAGAAAAACCUGACAGACUAAAAGACGUACGAUAUUCAUCACUACAGUGGAGGAGAUUGUUAGCGUGAACAGUAGACUAGCGCUGCUAUACAGUAAACGGGACUGGAUUUAUGCUAAUAUGCUCCGUUUUCCUGCACUGCAUUGCUUUAUCGCUUAUCAACACACAGUAUGUUUAUUGUGUAGCGAUUAGUUUGGACAAUUUUAAAGCAUUAAGUAUGCACUUAGCUAGCUAACUUAAUUAAAAAAACACACACACAGCAUAGGUGAGAUGCUAGCUAGCCUGAGUGAGCCAGUAAGCUAGCUGUGUUAGCGAGCACGUUCUUUGCUACAAGAGCUAAUUCUGGUUAAAAAGCGUUCGUCAUCCUGUACCAGAAGCCAGAGAUAAUAAAGCGUAAUAAAGGUGAAGGUGAUGAUCAUGCUAUAAAAAAAACGCAAAAAUGGCACGUUAGCACUGUGUUGUAUUUAGCGAACAGUAGAUCUGCAGCGUCAUGAUAAUGAAAAUGAAUUCUGCCUUGUGGACUCAAUGCUUUUACUAAAACACUAAAAUACAGAUUAUUUUAUGCUCGAGCUCACUGCGCUGUUUUCUGUAGAAAGCUAAUCAUCCCAUGAAUGAGCAGACUACAAGUUCCACAUUCUCUGUUUCAGAUUUCUUUUGUUUUUUGUGAAGCAGAACGUGUGUAUAUGAUCCUAAACCACAUGCUGUAUUAGCAUUUAGCGUUUAGCACACAGUGGUAAAGAGGCCUUCGUGUUAGCGUCAGGGUUUAGCCUGAUUAAGGGGCUGCUUCAGAUCCAUAUUUUCACUGUAAUGUUGUAGAAAUUAUGAGUGACAGAAAUCUGCUGUGGGGUGAAGAUGAGGCGGUGGUAAAGAUUUCUGCUCCUGUUUACUGUGUUUCUGUGUGAUGACGCACCGGAAAGUGUUUUCCUCGAAACGGGACUCAUCCUUUCUCCUGCUAGCGGAUAAAUCAUCCUACUGCACAUGGACUUUCUGUAAACAAGCUGCAUGAAGCCUGAACGCCAUGUUACGCUUAUUAAUAACAAUGCUAAAAAAUAAAAACAUUACACAAUUACAAAAUCUUUUAUUGU
Molecule: messenger RNA, 6552 nt
Organism: Pangasianodon hypophthalmus (striped catfish)
Lineage: Eukaryota; Metazoa; Chordata; Actinopteri; Siluriformes; Pangasiidae
Product: neurofilament heavy polypeptide
Exons: 20
Coding region: 696-4724 (1342 amino acids)
Biological process (GO): microtubule cytoskeleton organization
Cellular component (GO): microtubule cytoskeleton
Source: RefSeq, a predicted model, not a curated record